UUGUUCAUCUUUAAAUACAUUUUAAAUAGGCGGAAACAUAUUUUAAGUUCUCUGUUAGGAGCCUUCAGUGAGGUGAAGAGCGCGGCUAGGAAAUAACGUCGACGUAAAAAAUCGACUAUAAAAAAUGCCGCUGCAUUAUUUAUUUAUUUUUACACUUUUGGUGACGGAUAUUUCGUGUAGAGGAUUCAAAGUAGAGAACAGACAAAGGCAGUUAUUCCUCAGUCGUAAUGUGGUGACAGACUCAGGGCAGUUCGACGGAGGAGUGUUGGUGGACGAGAAUGGAAAAAUUGCGGGAGUUUACACGCGGGAGUCGAUCAUUGAUCUGCUUUCAGAGGACGAAGGUUCACUUGAGGUAAUAGAUGGCGGUAAAUGGGCUCUCAUGGCGGGUGGAGUGGACUCGCACGUCCAUGUGAAUGAGCCCGGCAGAACCACGUGGGAGGGCUAUGUGACGGCCACCAGGGCGGCAGCUGCGGGGGGCUUCACCACUAUCGUUGACAUGCCUUUGAACUCUAUUCCCCCGACUACGACAAUUGAAAAUUUCAAAAUAAAGACUUCUGCUGCAAAAGAAGAAGCUUACGUAGAUGUGGCGUUCUGGGGAGGCAUCGUGCCUGGUAAUGAGGUGGAACUUCAAAAUCUGGUCAAAGCCGGCGUGGUUGGUUUCAAAGGAUUUCUAAUAGACAGCGGAGUCGCUGAAUUUCCUAACGUCGACACUGAUGACUUAGAAAAGAUCUUCACAACAUUGAAUGGAACGAACGUUGUAUUGGCUUUCCACGCUGAAUAUCCAAUUAGUAAAGCUAAAGAUGAUGGCCAAUGCGAAGGAUGUGACCCACAUGUGUACGACACCUACCUUGCAUCACGGCCACCGGAAAUGGAGCUUGAAGCUGUAUCAUUAUUAGCGAAAUACAUACCUAGAUAUGACGUACACGUGCACGUAGUCCAUGUGUCGGCGGCGGAUGUGGUGCCGAUACUGGAGCAAGCCAGGGAGCAGAGGAUAAUGGGCGGCUCCACGCGCUGGCGCGGCGGGGUCACUGCCGAGACUUGCCACCACUACCUUACUCUGAGUUCCGAACAGAUCCCGCCCGGACACUCGGAGUACAAAUGCUCACCACCUAUUAGGAAUGUUACCAACAAG
Messenger RNA from Bicyclus anynana (squinting bush brown), 1132 nucleotides. Its product is annotated as allantoinase. Lineage: Eukaryota; Metazoa; Arthropoda; Insecta; Lepidoptera; Nymphalidae. Gene Ontology annotation, biological process: allantoin catabolic process; purine nucleobase catabolic process. Gene Ontology annotation, cellular component: cytoplasm. The record is from RefSeq and is a predicted model, not a curated record. Gene Ontology annotation, molecular function: cobalt ion binding; zinc ion binding; allantoinase activity.